Pecten maximus is the source of this 1186-nucleotide messenger RNA. Its product is annotated as venom allergen 5.02-like. The record is from RefSeq and is a predicted model, not a curated record. The transcript is spliced from 9 exons. Gene Ontology annotation, cellular component: extracellular region. Lineage: Eukaryota; Metazoa; Mollusca; Bivalvia; Pectinida; Pectinidae. The coding region runs from base 6 to 827 and encodes 273 amino acids.
UUGUCAUGAUAUCAGCUAUGUUGUCCGACUCAAUCUUCACAAACUACAAAAUGGGUCCGGGCCGGAGUCUUACCUGGGCACUUGUCAUAAUCGCCACCACAGAUCUAGUUAUUGGAGGAUGUCACGAGAAGUUCAAGGUCAUCGCUGGUCAUUCCGCAUGUCUAAGUAAAUCUCCAAAAGUCAGCGUGUCCGGAGUGGUUACGUCAGAGAAGACAGAAAUCAUUAGGCUGCACAACAUGUAUAGACAAAAGGUCAACAACGCCCUCUAUAUGCAUAAGGUCACGUGGGACGACGAGGUUGCCAUGGUUGCAAGGAAAUGGGCAGAGAAUUGUCGCAUGGAACAUGAUCUAGGAUCGGCUCGGUACAUACCAGGAAGGUUCUCUGUCGGACAGAAUAUAGCCACAGGCUCCGCCAACAGUAAGCGUAACUGGACAUCUACCGUUGAGCUAUGGAACAAGGAAGAGUCAAGUUUUACCUACCAAGGGUCAAACCAGCUGGGGCAGGUCGGACAUUAUACACAGCUGGUGUGGGCGGACACCUACCUCGUAGGAUGCGGCUUCGCCAUGUGUGACACCACGCCAUUCUACGUCUGUAAUUACGGGCCAAGUGGAAACAUUGGACAGUUCGACGAACCAUACAAAUCCGGGUCCUCUACAAAACUGACAGAUUGUGGAGGGACUUAUUGCAAUGGUGACAGAAAACUAACCUCGUCAUGCAUGUGUGAUUGUGACCCUAAAAUGCAGCCCGCAUUUACUGGAGGAAACACGUGUCAACUUAAAUGCAGUGUCCCAGAUGUGCCUUCCUACGUGCGGCCCCAGGGGAUAUAAACAGACAGAUUGUAACAAGGUGUUCGUGACGUUUUACUGUCCACACAUGUGUAAAACAUGUCCAUAUGCUGAUCCUUCCUACAUCUCCAAUUCAAGGGCGACAGGGAAGCUCGUAUCCAAAUUGUGUUUGGUGAUCGUCUGUAUAGUGACAUUGAAGUUAAACCUAUUUUGAGUGGAAUCGAAAAUCAAACAAAAGAAGAAUUCGGUUCUAUUUCUAUAUCAACGUCCAAGAUGAUAUAAAUUUCAUUAUGUGAAAUCGAUCUCAGUAAAAAUCUGUGAUAAUUUAUGACAAAAAUAUUUUGAAUUGUUUUUAAUUUGACAAUGGGUUUAAUAAAUAAUAGUUGCUAUUUUCUCCAAAA